UUGGUAUCAUUGGUAAAAACAGCUGUCAAAAACAUUAUUUGACACAUUAGAAAGUUAUUAUUUAUCAUUAUCAUGGAAUUUGGAUUUACUGAAAUACUUCAAAAUUACGGCUGGUUCAUAUUAGUGGGCGUUAUAAUCAUCGCCUACAUUUGGACUAAAUUGCAACCUUCUAUUCAAAAAUUCCUAGAAAAACGCGCUGAAGACGAAUACGCUGCAAAAUACCAUAAAAAUCCUGACUUAUUAGUGCAACAAUUAACAGCACAACAACUUCGAACAGAACGGCUUCAAGCACAACAUGAUAAAGAUGCUGAAGAAUUUAAGAAGAAACAAGAAAAGAAAGAAGCUAUGAAACGUGAACAAAUUUUAAAUGGAACAGGAAAACAAAAAUUGAAUGUGGGGCAUGUUUUAGGUUAUAAUCCUUUAAUGGGAGAUAAUACAAGAUCUUAUAAACCAGUUCGGAAAAGUCCUUGUGGUGGAGGUGGAUGUGGGAGAUAAAGUUAUCUUUAACAUAUUUUUGUAUAAAAAGAACUUGAUUAUAAUAUAUUAAUUAGUUCAAUACUA
Onthophagus taurus is the source of this 561-nucleotide messenger RNA. Its product is annotated as selenoprotein S B. Gene Ontology annotation, cellular component: Derlin-1-VIMP complex; endoplasmic reticulum membrane; Derlin-1 retrotranslocation complex. NCBI's taxonomy places the organism in Eukaryota, Metazoa, Arthropoda, Insecta, Coleoptera, Scarabaeidae. The record is from RefSeq and is a predicted model, not a curated record. Gene Ontology annotation, biological process: retrograde protein transport, ER to cytosol; endoplasmic reticulum unfolded protein response.